AUGUGCAAACUCACUAUAACUGCAGGUCUCUGUUUGAUCAUCACCAGCUUGGUCUCUUCCACCAAGCUGGUGUGUUACUACAACAGUGAUGCUGAAGAUAGAGUGGAACAAGGGAAGUUCACAGUUUCAGAUAUCAAUCCGAACCUGUGUACCCAUCUGAUCUAUGCCUUUGCUGACAUUAACUACAGACACAGGCUGGUCCCCAGCUGUGCAACUGACAUAAAACGCUAUCAGUCCUUUAAUGGACUCAAAACCAGAAAUCCUCGGCUCAAAACCCUGCUGGCGGUUGGUGGCUUGAAGUUUGACAAACAAAAAUUCAGUAAAAUGGUGUCAACACAACAAAAAAGAGCAAAGUUCAUUCUAUCAGCUAUCACACUACUGAGAACGAAUGGGUUUGAUGGGCUAAACCUUGACUGGAGGUACCCCGGAGGAGCUGGAAGCCAAUCACAGGACAAGCAGAGAUUCACACUGCUGUGCAAGGAGCUCAAAGAGGCCUUUGUGGCUGAGGGAAUCAAAACUGGCCAUGACAGAUUAAUCGUCACUGCUAGUGUCUCUGCUGAGAAAUCAACCAUCGAUGCCAGUUAUGAAGUCGCACAGAUUGCCAUGUACCUGGAUUUCAUUAAUGUGUUGACAUAUGACUUUCACGGCCCCUGGGAAAAUGUCACAGGACAUCACAGCCCCUUAUUCAACGGAUCCCAAGACACUGGAGACAAAAUCUACUUGAACACUAACUAUGCCAUGCUGUACUGGCACAACCAGGGAGCACCUACAAAAAAGCUAAUCUUGGGGUUAGCGUCAUAUGGGCGGUCUUUUAACCUCUCCUCUGCAUCCAGUGAUGUUGGAGCACCAGCCAAUGGUCCUGGUGAAGAACGCCGCUUCACUGGUGAAGAAGGAUUCUGGGCCUAUUAUGAGACUUGCCUUUAUCUGGAAAGAGUGACAGUCCAGUUGAUUAAUGAUCAGAAAGUUCCAUAUGCCACCACAGAAAAUCAGUGGGUUGGAUUUGACAACGAAUACAGCCUUGAUAUUAAGGUCAGUUACCUAAAAACUAACAACUUUGGAGGAGCCUUUGUCUGGUCUCUGGACCUGGAUGACUUUAGUGGACAGUUCUGUAAACAAGGCAACUACCCCUUCAUCAGCCACCUGCAUACGCUCCUAGUUCCAGGUUAUCCUGACCUUACCGAUGCAACUACAACUCCCACAACCAUUCCGACACGUACUGGAAACCCCUGUAAAGGAAGGAGCAAUGGGCUCUACCCCAAACUUGAUGACCCAAAUUCUUUUUACAACUGUGCUGGUGAAAUAGCCUACGUUCAACACUGCCAAAAAGGUUUGGUCUUUAACCAAGCCUGCAAAUGCUGUGACUAUCCAACAACAAUUUCCACUACGAAAACAUCUCCCACAGCCACACAUUAUCCUACUACAACCGAAACUCCCCUGACACAUACUGUAAACCCCUGUAAAGGAAAGGAGGAUGGGCUCUACCCCAACCCUCAUAACCCAAAUUCUUUCUACAACUGUGCUGGUGAAAUACCCUAUAUCCAAUAUUGCCAGAAAGAUUUGGUCUAUAAUCAAAACUGCAAAUGCUGUGACUAUCCAACAACAACGUCGACUACCAAAACCUCUUCCACAAGCAAAACAACUUAUCCUACUACAACCACAACUCCACCUAACAUAUCCACUCCGACAUAUACUGUAAACCCCUGUAAAGGAAAGAAGGAUGGGCUAUACCCCAACCCUCAUAACCCAAAUUCUUUCUACAACUGUGCUGGUGAAAUACCCUAUAUCCAAUAUUGCCAAAUAGAUUUGGUCUAUAAUCAAAACUGCAAAUGCUGUGACUAUCCAACAACAAUUUCCACUACGAAAACAUCUCCCACAGCCACACAUUAUCCUACUACAACCGAAACUCCCCUGACACAUACUGUAAACCCCUGUAAAGGAAAGGAGGAUGGGCUCUACCCCAACCCUCAUAAACCAAAUUCUUUCUACAACUGUGCAGGUGAAAUACCCUAUAUCCAAUAUUGCCAAAAAGAUUUGGUCUAUAAUCAAAACUGCAAAUGCUGUGACUAUCCAACAACAAUUUCCACUACGAAAACAUCUCCCACAGCCACACAUUAUCCUACUACAACCGAAACUCCCCUGACACAUACUGUAAACCCCUGUAAAGGAAAGGAGGAUGGGCUCUACCCCAACCCUCAUAACCCAAAUUCUUUCUACAACUGUGCUGGUGAAAUACCCUAUAUCCAAUAUUGCCAGAAAGAUUUGGUCUAUAAUCAAAACUGCAAAUGCUGUGACUAUCCAACAACAACGUCGACUACCAAAACCUCUUCCACAAGCAAAACAGCUUAUCCUACUACAACCACAACUCCACCUAACAUAUCCACUCCGACAUAUACUGUAAACCCCUGUAGAGGAAAGAAGGAUGGGCUAUACCCCAACCCUCAUAACCCAAAUUCUUUCUACAACUGUGCUGUCUCCUACUACAACAACUUCUCCUACUACCACCAUAACUCACUCUACCACAACAACUUCUCCAACUACAACCACAACUCCCCUCACCACAACAACUCUGACACAUACUUUAACCCCAUGUAA
Molecule: messenger RNA, 2592 nt
Organism: Sebastes umbrosus (honeycomb rockfish)
Lineage: Eukaryota; Metazoa; Chordata; Actinopteri; Perciformes; Sebastidae
Product: acidic mammalian chitinase-like
Exons: 12
Coding region: 1-2592 (863 amino acids)
Biological process (GO): carbohydrate metabolic process; chitin catabolic process
Cellular component (GO): extracellular region
Molecular function (GO): chitinase activity; chitin binding
Source: RefSeq, a predicted model, not a curated record